Molecule: messenger RNA, 2673 nt
Organism: Aphanomyces astaci
Lineage: Eukaryota; Oomycota; Saprolegniomycetes; Saprolegniales; Verrucalvaceae
Product: fatty acid oxidation complex, alpha subunit, mitochondrial, variant
Exons: 4
Coding region: 52-1731 (559 amino acids)
Biological process (GO): fatty acid beta-oxidation
Cellular component (GO): mitochondrial fatty acid beta-oxidation multienzyme complex
Molecular function (GO): NAD+ binding; enoyl-CoA hydratase activity; long-chain (3S)-3-hydroxyacyl-CoA dehydrogenase (NAD+) activity
Source: RefSeq, a predicted model, not a curated record
CCACGAUUCUCCAUUUCGAAUUCCUCCGUCCCUCCAUCAACGUCCAUAUUCAUGGCUGUGCGGUACGCGUUGCGAAAGGGUAGCAAUGUCCGCUGCACCGCCGGCAUCCACCGCCGCUUCGUGAGCACGUUUAGCGGUGACUGCUUGAGCUUGGAGACGCGGCCGAACGGCGUCGCGAUCGUCCGUCUGGACGACAAGACCGCCAAGGUGAACACGUUGAACGCGGCCAUGACCAAAGAACUCGUGACGGUGUUGGACAAGGUAGAGUCGGACGCGGACAUCAAGUCCGUGGUGCUGAUCUCCAGCAAACCGGGCUGCUUCAUUGCCGGCGCCGACAUUGCGCAGCUGCAAGCCGCCACGUCCGAGGCCGAAGUGAAGAAGCUCUCGUCGAACGGACAAGUGUACAUGAAUCGUAUCCAGAGCUCCAAGAAGCCGUUCGUGGCGGCCAUUGACGGGUCGUGCUUGGGCGGCGGGCUGGAAGUCGCGCUCGCGUGCCACUACCGCGUGGCAUCGUCGGGUAAAAAGACGCAGCUGGCGCUGCCCGAGGUGAUGCUCGGCUUGCUGCCAGGCGCCGGCGGCACCCAGCGUCUCCCUAAGUUGGUGGGCCUGCAAGCGGCCCUCGACAUGAUGCUCACGGGCAAGAACAUCAAGCCCGACAAGGCGUUGAAGUUGGGACUAGUCGACCAGGUGGCCGAUCCGUAUGCGCUCGAGAACGCCGCGAUCGACGCCGCGGAAGGGCUGGCGUCCGGCAAGACGAAGAAGAAGACCAAGGCCAAGGGUGUGGUCAACCGACUGUUGGAGGACACGCCGCUGCGCAGCAUUGUGUUUCAAAAGGCCGGCGAAAUGGUGGCCAAAAAGACGGGCGGCCACUACCCCGCGCCCAAGCUCAUCUUGGAAGCAGCGCAAGCGGGGUAUGCUGGCUCGAACGGGUUUGAAGUCGAGUCAACCAACUUUGCCAAGUUGAGCCAAACCCCCGAAGCCAAGGCGUUGAUGAGCAUCUUCUUUGGCCAGACCCAAUUGAAGAAGAACCGAUACGGCAAACCUUCCAAGCCCGUGCAGACCAUGGCGGUGAUCGGGGCCGGACUCAUGGGGGCGGGCAUCGCGCAGGUGUCGGCGACCAAGGGCAUCCGCGUGCUGUUGAAAGAUCGCGAUGCUGCCAGCGCCGCCAAGGGCGAAUACCAUGUCCGCAAGAGCUUGGACGACCGCGUCAAGAAGCGCCGCAUGACGGGCUACGACCGCGAUGUUGUCAUGUCGAACGUGAUUCCGUUGAGUGACCAGGAUGAAGUAUGGAAGGCCCACAUGAAGCAUGCGGAUUUGGUGAUUGAAGCCGUGUUUGAAGACAUUUCGCUCAAACACAAGGUCAUUCAAGGGCUCGAACCGUUCUUGAAUCCCGACUGUAUCGUUGCGACCAACACGUCGGCGCUCAGCGUGGCUGAAAUCGCCAAGGCGAGCCAACGGCCAGAAAAUGUGAUUGGAAUGCAUUACUUUUCCCCUGUGCCAAGCAUGCCGUUGCUGGAAAUCAUUCGGCACCCUGGCACGUCCGAUGACGUGGCGGCACGAGCGGUCGACGUUGGGUUGCGCCAGGGCAAAACGUGCAUUGUCGUAAAGGACGUUCCUGGCUUUUACGUGAACCGGUAUGUAGUAUACAACAUGGGACAGAUCCUAUUUUGUCUUUCUUUUACCCCAAAAUUUGUGCUGAUAUUCGCGAAAUCUAUCAAUUCAUUGUAUUGACUGUUGUAUGUACAAAUCGUCCAGUGUCACACUAAUUACACACUGGUCGAAAAGAUUGGAUUUGAUUGGCUACUUACGAGUGAUCUGGGUUUUGAUUGGUCACUCGAUUGUCUGCCGAUUGACUCCGAUUUCGAAUAUAUCGACAAUACUAGUUAUAUGUGACACGGCCUCGAGUGUUUACCCUGUCGCAUGGUAUAUGUGACACUAUAAUGGCGAGUAGAUGCUUGGGGCCGUAUAUUGCAGAAACAUUGGCGUUGGUGGAAUCAGGUGUCGAGAUUGAGCGCUUGGACAAGUUGAUGACCAAGUGGGGGCUUCCCGUGGGUCCGAUCACGCUGGCAGACGAAGUCGGCGUGGAUGUGGGUGCGCAUGUCAACCAAACGCUGUCGCAGGCGCUGGGCGUGCGCAUGCAGGGCGGCAACCCCGCGAUCUUUCAAGAUAUGAUUAACGCGGGGUUUCUGGGCAAGAAGACGGGCAAGGGGUUUUACAUUCAGCCUACGAACAAGAAGAGCAAGAAGACUAUCAACCCCGAAGCGGUGGCGAUUGUACACAAGUACCAGACCCGCGACCUCAAGCUGUCGGACGAAGACGCGACCAACCGCCUCAUCUCGCGGUUUGUGAACGAAGCGAUUUUGUGCGUUCAGGAUGAAAUCAUUGCCAGCCCCACCGAGGGAGACAUUGGCGCAGUGUUUGGGAUUGGGUUUCCGCCCUUCCUAGGCGGCCCCUUCCGAUACGUGGACCGCAUCGGGACGGCGAAAUUCAACGACCAGCUGCUUCGGUAUGCUGACAACUAUGGCGACCAGUUUACGCCGGCGCCGCUGCUCCAAGACUUGGCCAAAACCAACAAGACGUUUCAUUAACAGAGAUGGUUAUAUAUCACGACGAGGACUACGAGUAAGUAUUCAUCACUAACAUGUCCUUUUUUAUACUAUGGAACUACUAAAA